GGUUGGCUUGCAACACACUGCCGGCGCAGCCGCCAACACCUUUGUAGACGAGUCGAUUGGCUGAGAGAGCUGCAUGCCAGGACUGCGAAACAAGGUGACGGCGGCGUUGAGACCUUCCAAGUCAAGUAUGGCGACGGAUACUACUCCGCCGACCCCAACCUUGAUCUCAUCCCUUCCAGACCUCCGGGUCUUCCUCUCCUCGAUCCCUCCGCCCAGCACGUUCUAUCUGGACCUUGAGGGCAAAAGUCUCAGCCGCAAUAGAACCCUCUCCCUCUUGACGGUACUCGUCCUUCCCACGCAAGCAACCAGCAUUGUCGAUGUCCAAACCCUCGGCGAAUCUGCUUUCACCACUCCCGGCAUAGGCGGAAAUACCCUCAAAGCCAUCCUCGAGGAUGCCCACACUUCUAAAUGCUUCUGGGACGUACGCAAUGAUGCGGACGCCCUCUGGGCGCACCAUAAGGUCCGUCUCACGGGUGUCACAGACGUCCAGCUCCUCGAGAAUGCAUCCCGCGUCUGCGACAAGACCUACCUCCGCGGGCUCGACAAAUGUGUCGAGAAGGAUCUUGGGUUGAAAUUCAUGGAGGUGCAUCGCUGGGUCAAAACCAAGAAGGAGGUGCAGGCUCUGAUGCCCAACGACAUCUUCGCCCGCCGCCCUUUGGACGCCAAAACGGUGCAGUACUGCGUCAAUGAUGUCGUUUACCUACCUGCGCUCCACAACCUCUACGCCAAGCGCAUCACUAGCGAAUGGCUGGGAAAAGCUAUAGAUAAAUGGCUUGAGAAGAUGGAAGAGGACGAGGUGGACGCAAGGGAACGGGAUACGUUCGGAGAUGACUAUGGCGACUACUACGACUAUGACGACGGUCCUGUGAGCUCGAAAGACGCCGUGGGGGACGACACAUUUGAUAGUUGCUGGGAGAAGUGAACUGUUGGGAGGCACGGCAACAGAAUGGAUUGAUGGGGGAAAGGUUGCAGCCCAGUUGUGGGCGGCAGAAACAUGGGCGGUCUGGAAGUGCCCAGGCGGUGGUCCAUCUGCAACACACCCAUAGACUGCCUAGUCUGAAGCCAUGGCCAACCUCCCC
Neurospora tetraspora is the source of this 1079-nucleotide messenger RNA. RefSeq names its product ribonuclease H-like domain-containing protein. The transcript has a single exon. Gene Ontology annotation, molecular function: nucleic acid binding; 3'-5' exonuclease activity. The record is from RefSeq and is a predicted model, not a curated record. Lineage: Eukaryota; Fungi; Ascomycota; Sordariomycetes; Sordariales; Sordariaceae. The coding region runs from base 74 to 922 and encodes 282 amino acids. Gene Ontology annotation, biological process: nucleobase-containing compound metabolic process.